This is a messenger RNA of Penaeus vannamei (Pacific white shrimp), 441 nucleotides long. NCBI's taxonomy places the organism in Eukaryota, Metazoa, Arthropoda, Malacostraca, Decapoda, Penaeidae. The record is from RefSeq and is a predicted model, not a curated record.
CCCCUGUACACCAUGGAAAGGGAUAUGCUCCUGUUUAUCCUGAUACGCCUCCACACUACGCCUUCGAGCACGCCGUCCACGACGACUACGCCGGCACCCACUUCGGCCACUCGGAGGCUCGCGACGGCUACAAGACGGAGGGCAAGUACUUCGUGCACCUCCCCGACGGCCGCGUCCAGACCGUCACUUACUACGCCGACGAGACUGGCUACCACCCCACCGUCUCCUACGAGGGGACGCCCCACUACGACGCCCACGCAGCCGCCCCUCACCACGCCCCUGCCAAGGCUUACCACGCCCCUGAGCCAACAUAUCACGCCCCUGAACCAGCAUAUCACGCUCCAGUUGUGCCCAGUUAUCAUGCCUAAGAUCAGGGAAAUAUUCCCUUAGUACGAAAAGGACAAAUAACAUUGUCAAUAUUUAAAAGACUUUUGUAUAAUA